AUGCAGGUGCGCUGGAGCGGCCAUCUGGUGCGCAUGGACGACGAGCGACUACCCAAACGACUCUUCUACGGAGACGUCGCGACGGGUUCUCGUCGUCAAGGAGGCCAAAUUCGCCGUUACAAAGAUACUCUGAAGUCCUCCCUGAAGCGCCUGCACAUCAACCCGACCAACUGGGAAGAGCUCGCCCGCGAUCGUCCGACAUGGAGGAGAACAGUGAAGACGGGCGCUGCUAUCUACGAAGCCAACCGCAUCGCCGCCGCCAAAGUGAAACGCGAAGUCCGCAAAUCACAACUUCGCCCAAUACGCAACGCCGCCGCACAACCUCUCCCUACGUGUCCUCGAUGUCAACAGACAUUCCGGGCACGAAUCGGACUUGUUGGACAUCUUCGAACCAACUGCACCUCUCGAACUGCUCCAGCCUCUUCCUCGUCCUCUCUUCCGCCAACUAACUCUGACACUCCUUCUGCACCACCACUUCCAUCCUCCUCCUUCUCCUCCACUGCCCCAGCGGUGGCCGUUCAGGCUGCCGUCUCACACAUCGCCAACCACGACACAGCAACCGCAACCACCCCUACCUGCCCUCACUGCGACCGCACCUUCACCUCACACAACGGCCUGGUCGGUCACUUGCGAAUCCAUCGCACAGAGACUGGUGAACCAGUGCCUGGAGCACCAACCUACACCCAUCGCACUCGCCUCCACUGCCCACAAUGCCCUCGCACCUUCCGGCAUCGCAUGGGCCUAUCCGGCCACAUGCGCAUCCACGAGAGCGGAAUUGACCGCAGCCUUGACACACCCACCCCGCCGAGCCCCACUCCCAAUCCAUCACCUUGUGCACCCACUAACCACUCCCCAGCCGACAUCGACGCCACCGACCUUACCACCCCUCACUCCUCCCCUUUCUCCUCCUCUUCCUCCUUCACUGCCACAACGACGGCCACUCUGGCGUCUGUAGCGCAUGACUUGACCACAGCCGCACCUGACACAACAACAGGCACAACCCCUGCAAUCUCCAUCAUCAGACGUGAGGGCCAGGGCUACAUCUGCCCUCACUGCGAUCGCACCUUCACCUCACGCAUCGGCCUGGUCAGUCAUUUGCGAAUCCAUCGCACAGAGACUGGCGAACCAGUGCCUGGAGCACCAACCUACACCCACCGCACUCGCCUCCACUGCCCACACUGCCCUCGCACCUUCAGGCAUCGCAUGGGUCUAUUCGGCCACAUGCGCAUCCACGACGACCUGCGGUAG
Messenger RNA from Spirometra erinaceieuropaei, 1248 nucleotides. The record is from the annotation of a GenBank genome assembly. NCBI's taxonomy places the organism in Eukaryota, Metazoa, Platyhelminthes, Cestoda, Diphyllobothriidea, Diphyllobothriidae.